AUGUCGGAACACGAUUAUUACUGGCUUCAAAGCUUCCUGCAGUCGGGUGACUAUCAGAAUCCUUUGAGAUAUGAUGAUCCCCCAAUACCAUCCUUUCAUGGACUCCCUGGGCUCAAUGACAAUCCGCCUCUACCGUCUCAGCAAUCCUCUCAGUUCUAUGACCCUCCGAUGCCAUCUACCCAAAGAAUGCCUACCGUCGAAGUCAACCCAUCUCUACCGUCUCGUUCCUCUCAGUUCUAUGUAUCUCCGUAUGCCUCACAAGCUCGGAGUCAACCUCAACCUCAACCUCAAUCUCAGUCCCAAUCUCAGCCUCAACCGAGGGCCCAACCUUCACUUCACUCUCAGCCUCCCACCCAUUCGCAGACGUAUCCUCAACCGCCGCCUCACUCUUUAGUACAACCUCAGAACUAUGUGACACCAAGCAAUAUCAUGCGCUCGAUUCCUCCCAGCUCAGCUCCUCCGUCGCGUUUGUUCGCCAUGGCUCGACCACCAUACACAACACCAGGCCAGGCCCAAAACUCGGCUCCAUUAAACUCCAACCCUCCGCAGCAUGCGCCUCCUCCGAGCCAGCCCCCGAAUCAUGAUAGCCACGAUGCCAAAAGACGCCGCGUUACCGACGAGAGUUUCUCUGCCGCCAGAAUGUACAAACAACCUACCGGUCAAGUCCCAAAACCGCCUCCCAGUCAAGGCUCAAAUCCCGGGGGUACGCCAGGUUUUGGAAUGCUUGCCUCAUACAACUACUCUCCUAGAGAUCCUACGAGCAAGCUGGGCAUUAAAAACCGGUCAGACAUCGCAGAGCCCAUGAAACUGGCCGAUGCUGCGGAGAAAGAGACGUACGAUCCCUCGACGAUUGCAAGAGAUGUUUUGAUUGCUGUUGGACGUCACCCGACCGAGAAUUGCUUAAAUCACCAUUUGCUCCGCCUGCGCGAUGUAUUCCCCCUCCUUGGUAUCUCGUCGGAUUUGGAAACCUUUCGUUGGGACUUGGUAGACCAGGCGGCAGAGCGCGCGACUGCUGCACGUGACCCUGUCCAAAUCCACGCGCCCGUGCCCGCGCCCGCACCAAAUUUCGGCGUGGUUCCGCCUGCCGCUCCACCAGCAGUAGUGCCGCCUGUCAACAAACCCACCGCCCAGCAACUGCCACCACCACCCAGACAAGUGCUUGGGACACCUGCUCAGCAGCAACCCCAGCACCUUGCAAAAAACUAUCAGCUUCCUCCUCAGGUCCAGAUUAAGCAUACCCCACCCCCACCACAAUCGCUUUCCCGUACACCGCAGCAGACCCCACAGCCUCCCCCGCCGAAGCCUCAGACAACACCCAAAUCACAACCAAAGGCUCCGUCGCAGUCGCCGGCCAAAUCAGUCACUCCAACUGUGCAAAUACCGUCGGUGAAGAUGAUCGGGAAGAGGCCUCCUGGCAGACCACCGGGCCGUCCGCCUGGAAGCACCAACAAGGUCCAGAAGGUUCAGGUGGCUGUCCCUCCCCCAAAGGUCAAUUACCCGGUCUAUGCGUGCGAUUGGGAGGACUGCAAGGCUAGGCUGCACAACCUCGAGAUGCUGAAGAAACACAUCUACAAAAAUCAUGUCACAUACAGCAUUUCUUGCUCGUGGAAGAACUGCGACCUGGAGCAGACCAUGCCGGCUGCCGCGCUCUACAAGCACAUCAAAAAACAGCACAUUGACCCCAUUGCUUGGAAAUUGGGCGAUGGGCCGUCAGUACCUGGAACGGGCGAUACUAGCGCGACUGCUAGUCCGGGACCUUUUACCCUUCCGUCCUCUAAUCGACCUCAAGGCCAAGAUUCCCUCAUAUUUCCAGCCAGUUACAGCUCCAUUCGCGCAUUCAAUCGGGUUCACGGCAAGAACACCCAGCACGAGAAGGCGCGUGAAAUCUUGAAAGCUGUGCAAAGACUCAAAGGUCAGAUUGGCGUUGGCUUGGACCCGGGUGGAUGUCAGCUGGCGACACCCGCCAGAAACGAAAGACUUAGUAAUGACGAAGAAUAUUAUGAAGUGGUAUCUGGUGGAUAA
Aspergillus melleus is the source of this 2022-nucleotide messenger RNA. RefSeq names its product putative C2H2 finger domain protein. The transcript is spliced from 2 exons. Lineage: Eukaryota; Fungi; Ascomycota; Eurotiomycetes; Eurotiales; Aspergillaceae. The record is from RefSeq and is a predicted model, not a curated record. The coding region runs from base 1 to 2022 and encodes 673 amino acids.